UCCAGCCGCGCGCCAUGUGGCACGCCCUGCUGCUGCUACUACUGCUGCCGCCUUCCACAGUACUGCGCCCAGGCCGGGCAGAGACUUCCCAGCGCAUGGUCCCGAUCUUCUGGUUCACUCAUCAGGGCCCCUGGGCGAGCGCGAGCAGCACCACCACCAGCUCGCCCUGCGAGGUAACUCCCGCCGCGGCGACCACAGAUUUGAACUUGGCGAACCGCAGCCUGGAGCUCUUGCCCAGCUGCCUGCCCCAUGCGCUGCGCAGCCUCGACGGCAGCCACAACCUGCUGCGCGCCCUGAGCGCGCCGGAGUUGGGCCACUUGCGGCAGCUGCAGGUGCUCACGCUGCACCACAACGACAUCGCGACGCUGCGCUGGGGGCCCGGCGGGCCGGCGGCGCUGCACACGCUGGACCUCAGCUACAACUGCCUGGCCGCGUUGCCGCGAUGCGCCGCGCCCGAGCUGCCCAGCCUCCGCUCGCUGCUGCUUUCCGGGAACCCGCUGCAGGCGCUGCAGCCACAGGCCUUUGCGUGCGUGCCUGAACUGCGGCUGCUCAACCUCUCUUCCACGGCGCUGGGCCGCGGGGCGCCGGCGGCCUUCGCCCAGGCGGCGUUUGCGGGGGCGGCCGGCGCACCCCUGGCCAUAGAGGUCCUGGAUCUGAGCGAUACAUUCCUGGAGCGUGUGGAGUCGAGCUGGAUGCAAGACCUGCCAAAUCUCACGCACCUCUACCUGAGACGGAUGCCCAGGCUGAGGACCCUGGAGGGGGACGUCUUCAAGAUGACGCCGCACCUGCAGCACCUGGACUGCCAGGAUUCCCCGGCACUUGCUUCCGUCCACACGGCCAUCUUUGAAGACACUCCUCAGCUCCAGCAUCUCCUGCUGCAGAACUGCAACCUGACGUCCUGGCCGCCUUGGACCCUAAAUUCCUCCCAGGUCCUGUCCAUCAGCCUCUUUGGCAACCCCCUCACAUGCAGCUGUGAGUUAUCAUGGCUCCUCAUGGAUACUAGCAGAACCGUUCUUAGCAGGGCAGCGGACACCAUGUGUGCCCCUGCUGCAGGAUCCAGCGGCCCCUUCUCGGCACCUGUCUCCCUCUUGCAGCUGCCCCGCGUGUGCCAGGCCGACCGAAACACCACCCUUGCUGCUCCAAAUGCCCACUUCUUUGGCGCCACGCAUACCGCAUCCACACAGGGGCCCGCCGCCGCCUCCACUCAGCCUGCAGCGGGCCAGCGGAGCAUUACGAAGGCUUCCUCCCUCUCGGGCACACCCAGCUCCUCAGUGGGGUGCAGCCAAUGCAAUGUACCACCCAGGGCUGCCAGUACAGCCAGAAGUGAGCCCGGAAGAGGAGGAGGGGGAAGGCCUCACACUCCCAGCUCUGCCACUGCCACUCCCCUGUCCAGUAAACCCCCAAGUCCUGUCCCUACUCGGCCAAGUUCCUGGGUCACGCCGCAGCCUCAGCAGAGGACACAGAGUGGCGCCCGGGCUCCCCACCCAAGCCCUUCAGAGGACAAGAGUCCUGUCUUCCUGACGGGCGACUACAGUGAUGAAGAGGAGGAGGAGGAGGGCACCCUGGAGGAGGUGAGGGCGCCUGCCCCCGACGUCUUUUGCGAUUACCAUCCCUGCAGGCAUCUGCAGACCCCGUGCGCCGAGCUGCAGAGGCGCUCGCGGUGCCGGUGUCCCGGCCUCAGCGGUGAAGACGUGGCCCCCGACCCGCCCCUGCUGCAGGCCGUGUCGGAGACGGCGGACACGUGGGCGCUGGUGCACUGGUGUGCCCCCACCUCGGUGGUGCGCACGUACCAGAUCCGCUACUCCGUGGAAGGCCAAGCGGGGAACCAGUCGGUGGUGGCGGACAUCCCCGCCACAGCGCGCCAGCACCUGCUGUACGGGCUCUCGCCGGCCACCACCUACCGCGUGUGCGUGCUGGCCGCCAACCGGGCGGGCCUGAGCCGGCUCCGGGCCGCAGCCCGCAGGAGCGCAUGCACCGCCUUCAGCACCAGGCCCAGCGCGGGGCUCGUCCUAGCAGGGCUGGGCGCUGUCAGCGGCCUGCUGCUCCUUUGUAGCCUCGUGCUAGCCGCGUGCCUGUGCAGGCGGUGCAGGACCCCAGGUGCCCCGCCGCCUCCGGACACGCACCUGGUGGCCUACAGGAACCCGGUCUUUGACUACCCGCUGAAGCUGCAGCCCCUCAAUUAGCCCCCCUCCUCUCCUCCAAAUGGAACCCGAUGGAGCUGCGCACGGGGACCAAGGUGCACAGGAAGAUCCCCAAGCGCCGACUAGCUCAUCGAGAUUGUUCUCCACACAGAGGGACACUCGCCGCCCGUUCUGCCUCUCGUGUAUGGCCAGGGACCUGCUGGGCCACACCACAGCACCGAUCGUCCCAUGGCUGCGGGCAGGCCUGGGUGGCGUGGCGCUUUGGGGCGCAAUAAUGCGAGCCCCGCUCAAAUGUCAGGAAGACUGGAGGCAAGAAGCCAUAGGACCCAGAGAAGGCUAGGAACGCAGCCUCUCCGGCCACGUGGGUCAGCUCUCGUUAUCCUCGUGGGAGUCUGAAGGCUGUUUCUAAGCUGGCUUUUACAGCUUUCCCCCAGCGCUGGGAGGACCAGGCAGCCAUGGCUGUCUGGAAGCUGUUUUCAAUUGGAGGGGAGACCAGCCCGGACCAAAAGCUCUAUCUAGAAGCUAGAGGUCAUCAAGCAAUACCUUAACCCUUUAUGCUCCAGUAACCUGUGUAGAAGACACUUGUAAAAACUUACA
Molecule: messenger RNA, 2738 nt
Organism: Ochotona princeps (American pika)
Lineage: Eukaryota; Metazoa; Chordata; Mammalia; Lagomorpha; Ochotonidae
Gene: LRRN4
Product: leucine rich repeat neuronal 4
Exons: 5
Coding region: 15-2183 (722 amino acids)
Molecular function (GO): protein binding
Source: RefSeq, a predicted model, not a curated record